AUAAUGUGAUCAUUUAUGCAUGCAGAAGGUGUACCACGUAGAUAAUGAGUCAGGCUGUCGGUGGCACUGAUUCUGAUAAAGAAAAAGUACCUUUAUUUGCCGAAUAUCCUACUUAUACUGUACCUGGCGCGAUGACUACCAAAGAACCAUUGGAGUUAAGUGGAUCAAAUGGACAGAAGGUAGAAAACAGCAUGGAAUCGCCUAAACCGGGAAAAGUAACAGGAACAUUGGCCCUGGCUUGUGCUGCGGCAGUAUGCGGCUCAUCGCUUCAAUUUGGAUACAACACUGGUGUUAUCAACGCACCCCAGAAAGUCAUUGAAUCAUUCAUCAAUGAGACAAACUACAAACGUAGUGGUGAGGCAAUGAGCCAAGACAGGGUGACUUUCAUCUGGUCAACAGCAGUGGCCAUCUUUGCUGUAGGGGGUAUGGUAGGAUCGCUAUCGGCUGGAUUCUUUGCAAACUACCUUGGAAGAAAGAAAAGCAUGCUGGCAAACAACCUAAUUGCUUUUGUGGGAGCAGCUCUCAUGGGCUUUUCCCAGAUGGCCGCCUCGUACGAGAUGCUCAUCAUAGGAAGAUUAAUCAUUGGUAUCAAUUGUGGACUCAACACUGGCUUUGUCCCGUUGUAUCUGUCUGAGAUUGCUCCCUUCAAUCUAAGAGGAGGAAUAGGUGUUCUUAAUCAAGUGGGCGUGGCUAGUGGUAUCCUCAUCUCACAAGUCUUUGGUCUUCCAGUGGUCCUAGGUACUGAUAAAUGGUGGCCGUUGCUGCUGGGUCUUACUGCAGUCCCUGCCGUCUAUCAGCUGAUAGUUCUUCCAUUCUGUCCAGAGAGCCCUCGUUAUCUUCUCAUCACCAAGAAUGAAGAGGAAGAAAGUAGAAAGAGCCUGGAAUGGUUGCGCCGGGAUACAGACGUAGCGGCAGACAUGGCUGAAAUGAGACGAGAGUAUGAGGAGGAGACUAGGGAAAGAAGAAUAACAAUUCUCGAACUUUUAAAGAAAGGAUCACUCCGAAGGCCCCUUGUCAUCAGUAUUGUCAUGCAGCUUUCUCAGCAAUUGUCAGGAAUCAAUGCUGUUUUGUACUACUCCACGUCUAUUUUCAUCUCAGCAGGAGUAGCGGAAGACACCGCUCCCUAUGUUACCCUCAGCACAGGAGGAACCAUUGCAUUGAUGGCCUUAGUCACAGUACCUUUGAUGGACCAUGCCGGUAGGAAGACCCUUCACAUGGUUGGUCUAGCUCUUAUGUUCAUCUGGGCUAUAGUCCUAACUAUCUUCCUCAACCUUCAGUCUGUGUGGGACGGUUCUUCCUAUAUCAGUAUCAUCUCUGUCAUGUUAUUCGUUGUUGGCUUUGGCCUUGGUCCUGCAUCGAUUCCUUGGCUAUUAGUGGCUGAGCUCUUCUCUCAAGGACCACGUCCAGCAGCGGUCAGUUUGGCCUUCAUGACCAACUGGAUGGCUAAUUUUAUUGUUGGACUCCUUUUCCCUCUUAUGCAGGAUGGCCUUGGAUAUUACGUCUUUCUAAUCUUUGCUGGCUUUCUGGCAGUCUUCUUCUUCUUCACCUGGAAGUUUGUCCCCGAGACCAAAAAUAAGAGUUUUGAGGAAAUCAGCGCGCUCUUCAAGUCAAGCAAGCAAGACUAUGAGUCGAACGGCACAAAGAAUGUUUAUGAGCAGGGCGACCUCCUCGCACAGAACAAACUCUGACUUCUGCCAACUUUUCAUCUACAGUAUAUACCCGCAUAUUUGCUCAUCAUGGUGUGAUGUAUAUCUUUGACCAUAAUCAAUCCAUCCAGCCACAGAUAUACCUCUUUUCCUUGUCAUUUUUAUGUGACCAUCUCUGUGGAUGGUCAAACAAAUUUUGUCCCCUUUGACGCUGGUUUGUCGCGUGUAUACAUACAUUCAUCUUUUAUUCCCGUACAUUCAGAGGAACAGAAUCUACAUACACACACACAUACACGUUCAUGAUGAAAAUUGAGGACAUAGUUUUCUGAAAAAUAUUUUCCAACAUAACCAUAGACUUUUGUGGCAUGAGGAAUCUUGUCUGUGGAUGGAUCAUUAUUAUUUUUUAAACACAACUGUGGACAUACAUGUAUAUAUAUCUUUAAGAAUCAAGGAUUUUAUAACUGAAAAUGAAAAAUCCAUGAAAAAGAUGAAACUGUACCUCUAUAUGCAAGAGAAUCUAAUUUGGGACCAUUUGCAAUGGGUCGGCGUGCCAGGGACAUCCUUAGUUUACUGUACUUGUAUGUCCUCGGUCCAAAUGUGACAGUUUGGAUGUGUGUCCUCAUUUGCCAGAAUGGGUAAGUGUACACAUAUAAAGAUGAGUCUUGCAAUAAGUAAAAUGGAAAACCCUGCUUCAUAAUAUACUGAAACUUAAGUGAUGCAGACAGUAAGUUUUAGAAUUUACUUUGACCAUGCAAGUGUUGCACUAGAUCUUAUGGAUUGACGUCAUCGCUCCGCCAUCUUAAAGGCAAAAGCCAUUGCCUUGCGUACAUUGGUGAUCUACAGCCGGUGCAUCUCUGACAACUUGGUUUACGUGUAUUCCUUAAUCCUUUCUAUGAGAAUGUUACGUCAUUUGCAUAAGGUCUAUGAAGAGGUGAAAUAAUACACCAUUUUCAUGAAAGUAGAGAUUUGUUUGAUGUAGAUUGGUAAUUUUGAGAAUUUUUUUUGAAGUGUUUCACCAGAAAUGAAAGGCUGGAAUGUUCUCAGAUGUAAGAUAAUCAAUUUUAAUACUAGGCCUGUGUCUAACUCAUCUUUUUGUCAUGUACUGAGUACACUGCCAUUAUGUCAAUAUUUGUAUCCACUCACAGUUCAUUUGAUUAUAUUUUUAUAUCUAAAAAUGAUCAUUAGUGCACUGGAAUAGUUCAUAAUUUUGCUAAUGAAUGAUGAUAUUAUUCACUCUAUUUUUACAAUUAAUCAUUGAUAUAUUACAGUAUCCACAUUUCAUAAGAAGAACAAUACAAAAAGUGCAUAGAUGGUCAUAUUAUCAUCUAUAUAGAUCGUUUUAGCCAUACAUUAAAAAUGCGUAUUUUGGUCUGCAUCAAUUGGUUGUGCAGUAUCAGAGCGUAUACCUAGAAUGACCGAAAUUCCCAAGAGUAUCUCAUAGGCUUCUGUACAAAAUUUGCUAUUAGUGCGCAUGCGCGAAUGUGUGAAAUAUACAAUGCGUACAACAAUGAAAGCAAUGCGGUGGGCAGCAUAAGAGUACAACGACACUCGACGUCAUAAUGAAUUACAUGCAAGUCGCAUGUCAACGACCAAUUUUUGUCUCACCUGCAUAGCAGAGUGAGACUAUAGGCGCCGCUUUUCCGACGGCGACGGCGACGGCGGCGUCAACACCAAAUCUUAACCUGAGGUUAAGUUUUUGAAAUGACAGCAUAACUUAGAAAGUAUAUGGACCUAGUUCAUGAAACUUGGCCAUAAGGUUAAUCAAGUAUUACUGAACAUCCUGCCUGAGUUUCAUGUCACAUGACUAAGGUCAAAGGUCAUUUAGGGUCAAUGAACUUAGACCAUGUUGGGGGAAUCAACAUCAAAAUCUUAACCUAAGGUUAAGUUUUUGAAAUGUCAUCAUUACUUAGAAAAUAUAUGGACCUAGUUCAUGAAACUUAUACAUAAGGUUAAUCAAGUAUCACUGAACAUCCUGCAUGAGUUUCAUGUCACAUGACCAAGGUCAAAGGUCAUUUAGGGUCAAUGAACUUUGGCCGAAUUGGGGGUAUCUGUUGAAUUACCAUCAUAACUUUGAAAGUUUAUGGAUCUGAUUCAUGAAACUUGGACAUAAUAGUAAUCAAGUAUUACUGAACAUCCUGUGCAAGUUUCAGGUCACAUGAUCAAGGUCAAAGGUCAUUUAGGGUCAAUGAACUUUGGCCAAAUUGGGGUAUUUGUUGAAUUACAGCCAUAAAUUUGAAAGUGUGUUGGUCUAGUUCAUAAAACUUGGACAUAAUAGUAAUCAAGUAUCACUGAACAUCCUGUGCGAGUUUCAGGUCACAUGAUCAAGGUCAAAGGUCAUGUAAGGUCAAAGAACUUUGGCCACGUUGGGGGUAUUUUUUGAAUUGCCAUCAUAUCUCUAUAAGUGUAUUGGUCUAGUUCAUAAAACGUGGAAAUAAGAGUAACCAAGUAUCACUGAACAUCUUGUGCGAGUUAUAGUAGUUUUCAAAAUCAGCACUGCUGCUAUAUUGAAUCGCGUAAUGCAGGUGAGACGGCCAGAGGCAUUCCACUUGUUAUCUUAAGAAGUGAUGAUGCCAUUUAUGUGAUAAGUGAUAUGACUUGUUUAAUCAAAUUUCUCCCUCUUUUUUAUUGCUAGGGGUGGGAUAGAUGAUGAUAAUUAUAUUGGAUGGCUUUCUUUCAUGGAAUACCAGAAAUAUUCCACUCGUUAGGGCCAAUAUUCCACUCAUCUGCGAUUCGUGGAAUAUUUGCCCAAACUCUUGGAAUAUUUCUGGUAUUCCAUUUUGAGCCAUCCAAUAUAAUAGAACUAUUGUACAAUACAUACAUAUAUGAUAUUGCAAUGGAAAAAAAAAUACAUUACAUGAAACAAUAAACCAAAAUCUAAACAAUACUUAUUUACAAACAGACAAGAGAAACAGUAUAAUAUAAAUGUGGGGGAUCAUUUAAAAAAUUAAAAACUUAUAACAUAAAUCAUAUUAAACAAUACACAAACUGCUGAUGAAGAAUAUCCAUUUGAUUAUGGAUGGAGUGUACAAGCCAGUUUGAUUUUGGCUUUAUACACCGAUCAUGUGAAUUGAGGUUCUUUACUUCAGAAAUAUGUUGAAAAAGGAAUGUAAUUGAUUAUUGCAUGCAAUGUUUGCACGUUUUUUUUAAUGCAAAUAUGGAUAUUUUCAUAAUUAAAAAUGUUCAGGUUGUUGCUUUUCACGCUUAGAGCAUGGGAAUGGGACCUGUUGCACAAAAGCUACUAUUGAUAGAACAUUUCACAUCGAUAAUAAGGUAAUGCAUUACAAUCAAUCACAAUAAACGUUUCCGUCGAAGUUGCCAUACAUGGCAAAGUAACCAUAACUUAUAAAAGUUUCAUGUAAUUAAGUUUGGGUGACAAUUAUUGCUAAUGCACUGUGCAUGUGGCCGUGUGUAUAUGUAUAUACAUUUAUGUCUGUAUUUUUUUUUCUUGUGUACUUGUUCUGUAUACUUUUGUAUAGUAUUACACUUUGGCGUUUUUUCAUAUAAUUGUUUUUAGAGUGACAUUUUUCUUUUUAAAUAUCACAGGAAUAAGGCCAAUGAAUUAGAUUUUGAAAUUGAUUUUAACAGCAUUUUUAGAGAUGAAAUUCGCUGUAAUUGGUGAAUAUUCUUACUGUAGAAUUGAUAUGACUUUGUUUUACUUUUUGCAAAAUUGAUUACAUUCCCUAAAAGAAAUAGUGCAAAGUAAAGACAAGCCGGUGCGAAAUAAUCCAGAGUUGUUUUGAAAUUUUUUGAUAUCAUUAAAUAUGAAAAAUGAAGUCACAUGACAUGAGUCAUGACAUCAUAAUAGAAUGGUUAUUAUGUCACAAGUUUGUUCACCAAAUUUUUUACCCUCUUUUUAAACUUGAAGCCUGUAAUGAGUGUUUUUUUUAGCAGAUGAAGUGCAGCGGCUACAUAUGCUACUCCAUCAAAUCUGAAUAAUGCUGAGCUUUGUUGCAUUAUAUCAGAAAAAAAUCUUUGUGAAACACCCCUGGUAUAUGGACAAUCUGAAAGAAUAUUUGUUAAACACCCCAACCCCCCUUGCUGGACAACCUGAACAAAUUUGUGAAACGCCCCUCCCCCAAUAUAUCGAGCUGUGGUUCACCCAAAAUUACAUAUUAAAAAUGUUAUUUUUAUUAUUAAUAAUGUAAUCCUUCCUUUCCCCUGUGAUUUCUCAUUUGCUGGAUGUAUUAAAAUUGAUUUAACUCUGUUUUUAACCUGUUUGAAGCGUAUUCUUUGUAUAUAUUCCACAGGCAUCUACAUCUAUGAAUUUCAUGGAGGAUACGCCCAUGUUGCGUUGAUAAUAAAUGCAACACACAUACAACACUACAUUUAUUCUACAACUCUUGUACUGGUUAUUUAUAAGAAAUUCUCCUAUGAUUUAUAGUUAUCCUAAAAUUGAUUUGAAGAUAGUUUGUAUUGUUUAAUCAAACCCUGUUUAUUAUUAUUUAUCAUUUCAAAUGAUUAAAACCUGAAUUUGUGCUAUUAUUCCUCUGCGUAAUUAGUAAAAGUUGAUACCGGUUUCUAGAUGAAAGUCCAUAAUUACAAAUUGUGGGUAUCACAUGUGGUUGAACUCAUUUUUGUAUACAAGACGGUAAAGGUAUACCUAUUAACUUGUGUUUUUAUGUUUUUAAUCGUGAGGUGGGAUUCAGCAACCCUUUCAGCUACUAGUAUUCUAUUUUAUUAAAUUGAUCAUGUACAUGUAGUUUGCAUGUU
This is a messenger RNA of Lytechinus pictus (painted urchin), 6356 nucleotides long. Its product is annotated as solute carrier family 2, facilitated glucose transporter member 1-like. Gene Ontology annotation, molecular function: D-glucose transmembrane transporter activity. NCBI's taxonomy places the organism in Eukaryota, Metazoa, Echinodermata, Echinoidea, Temnopleuroida, Toxopneustidae. Gene Ontology annotation, cellular component: plasma membrane. The transcript has 12 exons. The coding region runs from base 45 to 1688 and encodes 547 amino acids. The record is from RefSeq and is a predicted model, not a curated record. Gene Ontology annotation, biological process: dehydroascorbic acid transport.